CAGCAUUCCCAAGUCUGGUCACACUGGAAGUGGCUUUUUUGCAAAUUUUAUUUUCAUAAUUGAGAAAAAUUUGCAUUUUAACGCGAAACAGCAACGAAUUCAGCUCCCGAAUCUCAACAAAAUAACAGCCAGCUUGUGGGCGCAGCCAGCAGAGCAUCACCAGUAUUAAUAAUCGGGCCAUCGCAGCCCAGUGACCGUUUUCCACCUACUAUCCAAUUUCAAUGUCGGCGUCACAACGCGGCGGAUGCAACAACAAAUGAGUCGUUGUUCUGUUUCAAGCUAAUAAAGUACACGCUGUGUGGGCUGCCGACUCCAAUGCGCCGCUAGCGGGUAUCACGAGCAGUUGGCGCCAUGUCCAGUUCGGUGUUUACGGAGGCGCCCAGCGCCCGGCCGGCGGCAGCCGAAGCCGACUCCAAUCUGGUUGUGGUCUACAGCAAGAGCGGAAUCUCCUUCGACGAGCGUGCCAUUGGGAACAUCAUGGAGGAAAAAUCGAUUUCCACCAUUAGCGUGGUGCGGAUUACAUCGCCCACGCCGAGCAUGGUGGACCAGGAUGAAGCCGAGCGGCUGGAGGAGCUGGCGAAUUUUAUGGACACCGUCACCGACUCGGAGCUGGACAGUGACAAUGGCAGCCAAAGUGGUGGCGAUAAUGCCAGUGAGAUGGAUGAACACGACGAGGAGAACCAUAACACCGGGGACGACAACAAUAGCGACUCCACGGAGACGGAAGCCGAUGCCCCGCGCACCCGCAAGCGAGUUGGCCGAAAGCCCAAGGCCAUCAAAAAGCGAAAGCGCCGCAGACCCAAGGAGCGGCCACAAAUCGUGGGCUUGCGAGUGGAGCAGUUUUAUGCGGACAGCACGGCUGAUAUGGUUGUGAAAAAUGCACUGAAACUUGCCGGAGUUUCCGUCUACAAAAGGACUGCGGAGACAGACGCUCUAAUGGAAGUUAUUCGCAACGACCACAACUACACACCGUUUACCUCGCCAGAGCAGCUGAAGAACCACAAGCGCGAUGAGAAGAUGGCCAUGGAAAUGCAGGCCCAAAGCCGCAAAAUCAUAAUGCAGGCACCGGGCAGUGUCAAGCUAAUCAAUGCCAAAAAACGAGUCCAGGCCAUUCCCUUAAGCCCGGUGCAGGUCAAGGUCCAGAGACUGCCCGUCAAGCCCCACCAAGUUCAACAGGCAGCGCAGCUGCAACCGAAGGUGCAGCUGAUCCGCAAGCCCAUCCAAUCGCCACUGCCAAGACAGAAGCCAGAGAUUAUCGCGAACAAUUCGGUCAAUGCCAGGCUGAGGCCCACUCGUGCUCCAGUCAAGGUGAUUGCUCCUCCUGUGCAGGAAUACAUCGAAGAUGAUGAUGAUGCCCAAAGUUCGGAUCCCGCCGAAGAGGAAAAUGCCGACAAGGCCUAUGAUUCGGAGGAAAUGAGUGAGGAGAGCGAUGACUUCCAGGAAUCGGACAACGACAGGGACAGUGACAUGGACUUCGAUAUGAGGCAAAGCAGUAGACGUAAUCCGAACAAGAGGAAACGGGCUAAAAAGGUGGUUAGACAGACUCAAAGCAAGCCAAUGAAGCCGCUGCCUCAGCCACCCACAACGCCGCAGCACUUCCCCGAGCUGAAGAAACGCAAGGAAGUUUUGGAGCCGAAGGCGCCGCAAAUCGGGCAAAUAAUCCAGAUGCCUGCCACAAAAUCAGUGCCCGCAGUGUUUGCCCUAGGCAGAGGUCUUCCAAGCACAUCGUUCCUCAAAAUCCGGCCCACACAUCAAUCGCUGCCCGUGAAGAGACCUCCACUGCCAACGACACCGGCCAAUUCCAAUGUUCGUCGUAUGCCUGCCGUGCAAUUGGGAAGGAUCGUUAACUCGCCGCAGGAAGUUAAAGAGAUUAUUAUCAACAAGAAUAUGGCCAGUCCCAAAGGAGUUUUUACCAAUCUCAACACUUUGCUGGGUGAGAACAAUAAUGCAGGCACCAAAUCUUCGCCAGAUCCACUCCGACACCGGGCCGUCAUGUCGCCAAGCACGCCGAGAUCGAGCUACAAUCAGCAGAUGUCGCCAAUUGUGGUUCCGGUUCCUGCUCAGGCGCAUACCCCAUCCAAGGGAUUCAUGCCCAUCGGCGUGGACACAGCUCAGUCGCAUAAACUGCCCGCCCAAAUAGUAAUCGAGACGCACCAGAGUUCCUCCGAGCUGGCAGCAGAAAAUGACAAGCAGCUCGAUCUGAUCAACUCGAUUGUGCAGGAUGAGCUACUAAAGUCCACGCUUGUGGAGCAGCCGGUAGUAAAUGCGGACGAGGAUAUACCGAAACUGGUUAAGAUGCUGGAGAGUACAGCGGCGGAUCUAGAUCCCCCACCAGUGUCCUUGCCUACGCAUAGUUUUCCGGCUCCAGAGAUGCAGGGAGUGGGACAUGCAGCUGUGGCGGAUCCGAAUGAUAUAAUGGAUACGGCGGACGAGGAUGAGAUUACAGCUGAUUUUCUCCAGCACGUGGUCGGUCUCAUCGAGGAAGACAAACAGUUUGAGGCCGAGGUGGUUAAGCAAGUACUGGCUAGCACAGAGCCAGGAACCCUAGACGCCAUCGUAUCUAUGCCUACGUCCAUUGAGGCCGUAGGCUUGCCGCAAGUACAGGCACACACCAACCUACUGCCGAAUGCAAGUCUUGCAGAGCCCGCACAAUCGAUGACCUCAUUGCCCAUUGCCUGCAGUACACCGUCGAGGAGCGUGGCAAGCACUCUGCCCUCCUCCGCAAAGGUUGUGCGCGGCAACGGUCGGGUCAUAUACCUGCCACCCAUUGAAGCCCCCACCACGCGGGCCAAGCGACGAGCACAGUUUCCUGCAGCUCCGGGCAUGGCUACGACCAGUUCCAGUGAUGCAGGCAACCUGUCGUUUGGUGAAUCUUCGCUGGAUGCGAGCAUCAAUCAGCUGCUCAAUAACAGCAGCCUGAGCAAUGACAGCCAGCCGGGAAGUGGGCUAAAACGACCCAAUCCUAGAGAACCAUCGAUGGCCAGACGUUCAACGGCACCCAGAAGAUCGAAGAAGCUUGAUUCAAGUCAGAACAAUGAUCCCGACGCUUCAGAGUCUCAGGAGGAUGACGAUGACCCCAACAAGCUCUGGUGCAUUUGUCGUCAACCACACAACAAUCGGUUUAUGAUCUGCUGCGAUUUGUGCGAGGAUUGGUUCCACGGCACAUGCGUGGGGGUGACCAAGGCGAUGGGCACAGAUAUGGAAAACAAGGGCAUCGACUGGAAGUGCCCCAAAUGCGUUAAAAGGCAGGAGGAGAGGAGCCAACCACGAAUAACAGACAUGUUGGUCACCAGACCAAACACUCAACCUGAGCAGAGGCCGAGUGAAACCAAAGUACUAACUACGACAGCAGAAAUUGUUCAGGUCGCGGCUCCUUCGGCUCCCAGAAGAUCACUGCCGGUGGGCGUAACUGUUGCCAGUUCCCCCAUGCGUAUUCCAGUGGUAAAGCCGGCCAAGAAGUUCCCAACCGGUGCAGUCCCUCACCAGCAGCAUCAGCAGCAGCAGCAGCUAAACUUUAUCAGACUGGGCCCAUCACCUGGCAACCGAAUUUCGGAGACGUUAUGUGUGGUCUGCAAGCGAGCGGCGAGCAGCUCUUCCGUCUAUUGUGGCGAAGAGUGUAUCCGGAAGUAUGCCCAAAGUGCAAUUCAAGCACAUGCUGCUACCAAAGGCCCAUUGCCACAGAAUGCCAGUGCACAGCCUUCGCUGAACAACUCCUUGGAGGCCAAGAAGAACAAGAAGAAGGACUUGUUUGAGGACGUGCUGAGGCAAGCGGACACUGUGUCAAAAGUGGAACGGAUUAAUGUGUUUGAGCGUAAAAGUGGUCGCGUAAUCACCGGGCACAUGGCCCCUUCUGCACAUCAGUUUCGGAAAUGGCUUCAGGAGAAUCCCACCUUUGAGGUGCUGCCCUCGGGAACCGUUCAGUCAAUCGACGCAGAGAAGCGUUUGCUGAAACGGGCACCGGAAGCCACCACCUCCACAUCAGAACCCGCCGCGCUAGGAGUAGCAAAAAAGUCACUUGAAGCUCCUGCCAAAUUGUCCCAGCCGCAGCACACCACAGUUCAGGCAAACCACCCACUUGGAAUCUCUUCCGCGCGUCCUUUGGCCAAAAAGGAUAAAGAGAAGACAACACCUACAGUACAGGCGCCAAUCCCUAAUCGUAGCGCAGCGGGCAAACCCGAGCCGGUUCGAAUCGGCAUCCGGCGAUCCCUCAGGGAGCAACUACUAGCGCGAAUCAAAGAAGCCCGGGCUGCCGAGGUGAACUCUGGCCAGCCACCGACUCAGUGGCCGAACGUACUUGAGGUGGAUCAGUUUGUCAAGAACGUGGAGCUGGAAAUGUUCAACUCGUUUGGCCGAGACGUGGGAGCCAAGUACAAGGCCAAGUAUCGAUCGCUUAUGUUCAACAUAAAGGAUCGCAAGAACCGAACGCUUUUCGAAAAGAUUUGUGCCAAGCAAGUGGAGCCCAGGCAGCUGGUGCGGAUGACGCCGGAACAGCUGGCCAGCCAAGAGUUGGCCAAGUGGCGGGAGGAGGAAAACCGUCACCAGUUGGACAUGAUCAAGAAGUCCGAGCUGGACAUGUUGGCAUGUGCCCAAAACUAUGUGGUGAAAACCCACAAGGGAGAGGAGGUAAUCGCCACCAAGGUGGAUGUCACGCUGCCCGAAGAGGUCAUUAGUGAACCAUCAUCUAUGGCGGACACAAAACAGACGUCGCUGGUCAGUGAGCCGGCUACCUCUACACUGGAACGUUCCACGUCCAGGGAAAAGACGGGCUCAUCGAAGGAAAAGCGGCACAAGAGCCACAAGCAUCAUCAUCGAAAGCGCAGUCGAAGUCGCUCCAACAGUCGGUGUCGAAGCGUCGAUAAGCGCCAUCGCAGGCACCACAACGAAGGAGGAGAGCAAGGCGGCGGAGAGCGAGAGCAUAGGUCACGUGAGAAACAGAGCCGGGAAAGGGAUGAGGUCGUUCCCUCACCUUUGCCCAAGAAGAGGGACGAAAACGACCAAUCGCCGGUACCCAAAAAGACGGCGGAAAAGAAAAGCGAGGCGAAUGCUUACAACCUGGUUGAUCAAAUUCUGGAAUCGGAGAAAACAGUCGAGCAGGCGGCAAAUCUAGGCAAACCAAAGCCGUCACCCAAGCCACUUCCAACGCUUCCGAGUUCUUUGAAGGCACCUGAGCCAAUGGACAACUACUCCCGCUACUUGCACGGCCUGACGACGAGUUCGCUGUGGUCCGGUACUCUCAAGAUGAUCGAUUUGGCCGACUUCGAAAUCGUCAUGUAUCCCGUGCAGGGUAACUGCCAGCAAUUGGGUAAACUGAUGCCAAGUCAGAUGGACGUAAUCGGUCGCAUAACCCGCGUUAAUGUCUGGGAAUACAUCAAGAAGCUGAAGAAGAGUCCCACAAAGGAAGUGGUCAUUGUGAACAUAUUCCCCGCCUCGCCCAGCGAAACGUUUAAGUUUGAUCUCUUCUUCGAAUACCUGGACUCGCGUCAGCGGCUGGGCGUCUUGGGCGUGGACUCGGAUCAGAUACGCGACUUUUAUAUAUUCCCCUUGGGCAGCGGCGAUAAGUUGCCACCAGCGCUGCAGACCGCGGAGCCAGUUCCCUUCUACGAAGAAGCGCACAGACCCAACACGCUGCUCGGCAUCAUUGUGCGGUGUCUCAGCAAGCGACCUGCAGAGGCUGCGCCAUCGACUCCGUCUGUGCCUACUCCGGUUCCCGCCAUCAGUAGCAAAGCAGUGGCAAAGAGAUCUCGCAGCUCGACCUCGCACCCGGCGCAGAGCAGUCCCAAGCGCAAGAUCAGCACUCACUCCACCAGCUCCAAGGACGAUGAGUUCGACAUCGAUGCCAUUAUCAAGGCGCCCAUUGCGAAGCUGCAGAAAACUGCCCCGAAGGUGGUGCCACGGCCACCGGUGGCGAACGACGCCGAUGAGCCCUACUCGCCUGGUGGCUCCGACGACGAACUGGUGCCGAGUGCUCCGCAAAGGCCAAACGAUCUGGAACGGCAGGUGAACGAAAUCAACAAACAAAUAGCCGCGCAACAAAUGGAAAUUGCCGGCCUGCUUAAAGUGGAGCCCACAGGAUCCGCGUCCUCAUCCAAUGUGCUAGCCGCCAUAUCAAUACCGGCAAAUCUUUCAAAGAUCCUGGCCAGCAUCAAGGACAAGACUGAUCUGCCUUCCAGUACUGCUGAUGGAGACGAGGAGUACAAUCCCGAGGACGACAUCACCGCAACCAGUUCAUUUGCAUCGAAGAAGCCGAGGAGCAAAGGCCGUUUGGCGCAUCUAAGUGAAGCUGAGCUUCUUAGCAUGGUGCCGGACAAUCUGGCCGGCGUGAUUCCCAGAUCGUCCAAGACCCGCCACCAGCUUGCUCAGUCGCCGCUUACACCACCACCACUACCACCGCAACCGCCGCCGGGUGUUUAGGUUACCCCCAUCCGAACAGACGCUGGCUAACCCGCGCGCCAAUCCUUUCUUCAUUCUGGAUUUGAAUUGCCGCUCGCCCGCCUCAUUGUGUACAUUCUCAUUAAGCAAAUUCAACGCCAUCUCUGUAUUAUAUCUGGCUAAUCGGAAGUUUUUAGUUUUCAAAGCUAAAGCCACAAACCCCAUCAUCCCGCCCCACGCUCCAAAUGGAUCAUCCUUCGCAUUGCAAUGCAAAUUUAGAUUCGGUUUUCACAUAACGCUCUAUUCAAUCCUGUACAUUUCCUCGAAAAUAAAAAGUGCUACGUAACAUUUGUUUUAGGGAUACGAUAA
Drosophila mauritiana is the source of this 6738-nucleotide messenger RNA. RefSeq lists its product as uncharacterized. Gene Ontology annotation, cellular component: nucleus. The record is from RefSeq and is a predicted model, not a curated record. Lineage: Eukaryota; Metazoa; Arthropoda; Insecta; Diptera; Drosophilidae. The transcript is spliced from 11 exons. Gene Ontology annotation, biological process: DNA-templated transcription. Bases 352 to 6411 code for a protein of 2019 amino acids. Gene Ontology annotation, molecular function: protein binding.